Homalodisca vitripennis (glassy-winged sharpshooter) is the source of this 7670-nucleotide messenger RNA. Its product is annotated as multidrug resistance-associated protein 1-like. Gene Ontology annotation, biological process: transmembrane transport. Gene Ontology annotation, molecular function: ATP binding; ABC-type transporter activity; ATP hydrolysis activity. The transcript has 31 exons. Gene Ontology annotation, cellular component: membrane. Bases 156 to 4778 code for a protein of 1540 amino acids. The record is from RefSeq and is a predicted model, not a curated record. NCBI's taxonomy places the organism in Eukaryota, Metazoa, Arthropoda, Insecta, Hemiptera, Cicadellidae.
CCCCCACUUCCCAUCACUGUACGCGGUGGGUAGGGCAAGGUCACAACGCCGCUUAGUCUUCGUGCGUUGGCCUUUCUUAGUUAUCAUCUAUCCUUUGCUGUUAAUACUACGACGAAGGGUGUCUUUACAAUCUGUGCCGUUAUAAUAAAUGACUCAUGACUUCAAAUACAACUCAAAAUGGCUUUUGUGGGUCAAACUUUUGGGACAAAGAACUCUCGUGGGAGACGGAGAACCCAAGGCUCCCCUUGUGUUUCGAGAAGACAGCUCUGGUGUGGGGACCAUGUCUGCUGCUCUGGUUGCUCACACCUCUCGAGCUGUUUGCCAUAUUCCGCAGCAGGUGUAGAGAUGUGCCAUGGAGGUUUACAAAUAUAACGAAAGCAUUGGUGAACAUGUUUUUGAUUGCGUUGAGUGCCACGAGCUUGCUCUGGUCUGUUCUUUUACGCCUGACUGGAGAGAAGAUUUACCCAGUGGACCUCUGGACACCAAUAAUAUCUACAGCCACUUUUAUAUUGGCGUUGGUGCUGUUGACGUGGGAUAGGGUGAGAGGACUUCAAACUUCAGGAGUGCUGUUUGUGUUCUGGCUAACUCUGAGUGUGGCUGGUGUGGCGCAGUUUCUUACUGAAAUUGGACAACUCAACUUAGUGGUGGGCAGCAGUAACGAUAUGUAUUCUGAAGAACUGAAGCACAAGAUAGUCAUGUACAUGGCCUACUAUCCUGCUGUAGUGUUAAUGUUGGUGCUAAAUAUGUUUGGUGAUCCACCACCGAGAAUAACAGACUAUCCUAAGUACCAGAAAAUAUGUCCUGAAGUCCAGGCUUCAUUUGCUUCACGAGUAGUUUUUGGAUGGUUUGACCAAAUGAUCUGGAAGGGUUUCCGAAAUCCUUUGACCGUUGCAGAUCUCUGGGACUUACGGUAUCAAGACUCCUCUGCCCAGGUAGUGAAGAGAUUUGAGGAAAACUGGAAAAAGUAUAAUAAAAAACCAGAAUAUGUAGAAAAGGAUAAAAACACUGCUAUAGACGGAAGUCUCCCAAAAAAAGGAAAAGUGCCAAAGAAACGAGUUUCCAUAUUUGGUGUUAUAUUUCGAACUUGUUGGAUUUCUAUUUUGGCUGCAGCACUCACCAAAUUAAUAGGAGAUGCAUUUUCUUUUGUAAAUCCACAGAUUUUGCUCCUGAUGAUCCGAUUCGUCGACAGCAAGGAGUUCAUGUGGAGAGGGUUCGUAUACUCUGUUGCCCUGUUUGUUAUGGCAGAACUUCAGACGCUCUUCAACCACCACCACAUGAUGAACAUGUACAUUGUGGGGCUGAACUGCAGAACUUCAAUCAUGUCGGCUAUUUACAAAAAGGCACUGCGCAUCUCCAACUCUGCACGUAAAACGUCUACAGUGGGAGAGGUGGUAAACCUGAUGGCAGUGGAUGUCCAACGAAUUGCAGACUUUGCACCCGCCGCACAUAUGUUCUGGACAAGUCCAAUUAUUAUUCUCUGUACUUUGUCUUUCCUCUGGAACAUACUUGGUCCAGCUACUUUAGCAGGUCUGGCUGUCAUGUUUAUUGUCUUGCCUCUCAAUACAUUUAUUGCAAAGAAAGUGAAAACUCUACAGAUGAUACAAAUGACAUAUAAAGAUGACAGGGUGAAGCAGAUGAAUGAAAUACUGUCAGGAAUUAAGGUUUUAAAGCUAUAUGCUUGGGAACCAAGUUUCAAGGAGCAGAUUCUUAAGAUCAGAGACAAAGAAAUCUCAGUGUUAAGGAAAGCUGCUCUUUGGAAUGCUUCAACUUCUUACGUUUGGCUCUGCUCCUCUUUCCUGGUAUCAUUUACGACAUUCAGUGUAUUCGUGUUCCUGGACGAGCGCAACGUCCUCACUCCAGAAAUUGCUUUUGUGUCAGCUGCUCUCUUCAAUGUCAUACGGAUUCCUAUCUCCUAUUUCCCAACAAUGGUUCAGUUGUUGGUACAGUUUAUGGUGGCUUUGGGAAGAAUCAAUAAUUUCAUGAAUGCUGACGAACUGGAUUUAGAGUCAAUUUCCCAUGACAAAAGCAAAAGAGAAACUCUCAUUAUAGAGGGUGGAAUAUUCUCUUGGGGGACAGUAGAUAAAUUGCCCACUCUACGCAACAUCACACUCAAGAUAAAGCCAGGCCAGUUGGUAGCAGUUGUGGGAGCUGUUGGCUCUGGCAAGAGUUCCCUCAUCUCUGCCUUUCUAGGGGAGAUACACAAGAUCUCUGGAUAUGUCAACACUAAGGGCAGAAUAGCAUAUGUGCCUCAACAGGCUUGGAUUCAGAAUGCUACAGCUAGAGAAAAUAUUUUAUUUGGAAGCAAGGUUGACAAUAAAAAAUACUUAAAUACAGUGAAAGCGUGUGCCCUCAUUCAAGAUUUUGAGAUGCUACCGGGUGGAGAUUCCACAGAGAUUGGAGAAAAGGGUAUCAACCUGAGUGGAGGCCAGAAGCAGAGAGUGAGCCUGGCUCGAGCUGUAUAUAAUGAUGCAGAUAUUUAUCUGCUGGAUGAUCCUCUCAGUGCUGUAGACUCUCAUGUCGGCAAACACAUAUUUGAAAAUGUCAUCGGACCUACAGGAGUGCUAAAAAAUAAGACCAGGAUACUAGUAACCCACUCUGUUACUUUCCUGAAUCAAGUGGAUAACAUUGUGGUGCUGAAAGCAGGGGAGAUUACAGAAAUGGGAACAUUCAAAGAAUUGUUGGCCAAAAAAGGAGAAUUCUCUGACUUUCUAGUGCAGCACAUCACAUCAACUAACGAUCCUGAGCUUGAAACAGAGAUUGAAGAAAUGAUUGAUGACGACAAUGACAAAGCCGUUCUAAAAACUAAGUUAAAACUGAGCAGAUCUGAAUCUGUAGUAUCUGCGGCACUGAGUAGAUCUGCAUCUACGAAAUCUGCUUUACUGAGUAGAUGUGGGUCUUCAAAGUCAGCAUUACUGAGUAGAUCUGGAUCUGCAAGAUCUGCACUCAUUACUGACAGUUCAAUACCUGAAGACACAGGCUGUGACCAGAGUCGCUUUAACUUAGACAAGCUGAUCCAGACUGAGAAAACAGAGACAGGCAGUGUCAAGUGGAGUGUGUAUGGUCACUACAUUAAGUCUGCUGGCAUAAUUAUUUCUCUCUCGACAUUGAGCUUUCAAAUUUUGUCACAAGCCCUGGCAGUCACGGCUAAUAUGUGGUUAUCAGCUUGGACUAAGGACUCAACAGCUGUUGUGGACGGAGUUCAGGACUUACAGAAGCGCAACUUCUACCUGGAGAUCUACACUAUGCUCGGUUUUGGCCAGAUGGUUUUUGCAGUAAUAAGUGCAGUGACCUUGGCAUUUGGCACAAUCUUGGCAUCUAAAUACCUUCAUGCUUCAAUGCUAUCCAAUAUUCUGCGGUGUCCUAUGAGCUUCUUUGACACAACUCCAACUGGAAGAAUUGUGAAUCGUUUUGGAAAAGAUGUUGAUGUCCUUGACAUUACACUUCCAACUUCAAUCAGCAACACUUUAUCAAUGACUUCAAUCGUGUUGGGGGCUCUUGUGGUCAUCUCAUGGUCUACCCCUAUAUUUCUUGUGGUAAUUUUUCCUGUUGGAUUGAUCUACUAUGUUCUACAGAAAGUGUAUGUGGCAACCUCUCGUCAACUGAAGAGAAUUGAAUCAGUUUCACGCUCUCCGAUCUUCUCCCACUUCAGUGAGAGUAUCUCCGGUGCCUCAUCAAUUCGAGCUUACGGUGUUGAGAAACGUUUUAUCAAAACUUUAGAGGAUAGAGUAGAUGCCAAUCAAGUGUGCCUUUAUCCAAGCAUUGUGUCCAACAGGUGGCUGAGUGUUCGUUUGGAGACAGUAGGCAACGUUUUAAUUUUCUUUGCAGCUUUGUUUGCUGUGUUGGGAAGAGAUGAGUUGGACUCCGGAAUUGUUGGGCUUUCCAUUAGUUAUGCUCUUCAGAUCACUUCAAUACUCAACUACGCUGUGCGUAUGGCUUCGGAGGUGGAGACAAACAUUGUCUCAGUCGAGAGGAUUAAAGAGUACGCUGAAGUUCCUCAGGAAGCAGCUUGGGAGACUCAGUUGAAACCUAAUCCUGAGUGGCCAAGCAAAGGCACUGUUUCAUUCAAAAACUAUCAAGUAAGAUAUCGGAAAGGACUGGAAUUGGUGCUUAAAGGUGUGACCUUCACUGUUCAUGGUGGAGAGAAGAUUGGUAUAGUUGGUCGCACUGGAGCAGGCAAGUCCUCUCUCACCCUGUGUCUGUUCCGUAUACUAGAAGCUGCUGGAGGACAUAUUUAUAUUGAUGGUCAGGACAUCUCUGAGAUUGGACUGGGAGAUCUCAGGUCCAAACUUACCAUCAUUCCUCAGGACCCAGUUCUAUUCUCUGGGACCCUUCGCCAGAAUCUGGAUCCAUUCGAGAUGCAUAGUGAUUCCGAUGUGUGGCAAGCCUUAAAGCUAGCUCACCUUGGGGAGUUCACAGAAACCCUAUCUGAUGGUCUCUUCCACACUAUUGCUGAAGGUGGGGAGAACUUAAGUGUUGGUCAGAGACAGCUGAUAUGUCUGGCUCGAGCACUGCUGAGGAAGACUCAGGUGUUGAUCCUGGACGAGGCAACAGCCGCCAUUGACUUGGAAACUGAUGACUUGAUACAGCAAACAAUACGCAGAGAGUUUCGAAAUUGUACAGUGCUCACAAUAGCUCACAGACUCAACACCAUCAUGGACUCUGACAGAGUUCUAGUGCUUGACAAAGGAACUAUCUCAGAGUUUGAGUCACCUUUAAGUCUUCUAAAAAGACCUUCAUCAAUAUUCUAUAGAAUGGCAAAGGACGCUGAUAUAGUAUAGUUAAAAUAUCUAGAUAUUAUUAGAAACACGUCUUGCAACCAUUCCAUUAACCCUCUUUCUGGUAUUUGAUAACUAUCCACCUAGUAAAGACCACCUUAUUUUGGUAAACAACAGUUAUCCGCCUAAUAACCAUAUACUCACUCUUGUAUUUGUUUCAAUGCAAAAUGUACUCUUCUCAGCAUGCUUAGAAUAUAACCUAGGUAACUACAUUUGGCUUUCACGCUAAUGUCAUUAGUCAUGUUACACCAUUAUGGUGUAAUUUGUUUGGUUGCCAGUAGUUGUUGGUUGCUUGUGUGUUAUUGUUAUUGUUGUUUCAUUCGUUAUCAUGCAGUCAGUAGUGUAUUGUUAAUAUUUAGUAUUGCGAUUUCAUAUUUUAAAUAGUGUUAAAAUGUGUGUGUAAGUAUGUUUACCAUUGUGUUUACAUUUUUGAUGGCAGACAUUUUUAUACUCAACAUGUAUCAGUUUUAUGGCCUUAUCAAAUUUUAUAGCCUUAGAAAGCAGAAGCACAAUAACACAGAUGUUAUAUUCUUUACAAACUACAUACAAUUAAAUUGCUUAUAGCUAGCUCUAUCUAAUUAAUAUUUUAUUAUAAGUAGAUUUGCAAAACAGACUUAUUAGUCUUAUACUUGUAUGUUAUUCUCUAUUAUUUUUGCUCUAUUGAUAAAAAUAAUUGUAUACAAACCCCCAUUUUUAUAAUUUUUCAAUGAAUAAAUUUGCAACAAAUACCAGAAAUAUACAUUUUAUCUAUGACUUGACAAAAUUCUCCAUUUCUUCAUGAAAAAAGUGAUGUACAUAAUCUAUGUUAUUUUAUAAUUAUAAUUUUUGCUGUACAUACAUGUGCAUAAUACUCAAACAUUAUCUGCCAAUUAGGUGUGGAAUGGCUACCAGAAGGAGGGUUAUAGGGAUCUUACCGAACAAUAAAUUUAUAAAGUUACAAUGUAUAGGUUAUGACGGGUAAAGAAAAUGAGAAUGUAGAUAAGGAUAAAUGUAAUGAGUAGAGGAAAGGGGGUUCCCUCUCAUGCCAUUCUGCCAAAGAGCUAAUGAACUUUUAAAAAUAUCCAGCUGAAAAGAGAUGCUCUCGUAGCCACCAUAAUAAUAUGAUUGUUUCAUUAAGUAGAUGUAUUUCAUGUAAGUUUGUUACUUCCAUGUAUGUCAUGCUUAACAUUACUGUCUAUAACCGACAUACUAUAUAUAUAUAUAUAUAUAUAUAUAUACCUAGAGUGAUUGUUUUUAGAGUGGCUAAUAUAGACUGAAGCGACAGCUGUUUCAUACCUCUUUCAUCUCCAAAUCAGUUUCUUUAUUCAACUUGUAGCAUGUGUUUUCUAUGAAUUGUAUUUUCAAAAUCAGGUUAAGCGUCUUUCAGGCUGCCUCAAGUCUCCAAAAUCUGAAUAGAUUGACAUACAAAAAUAACCUAAACAUUUGUCCGAUUAAAUCCAUCACACGGUAUCACUAAAAUUAAUUGGAACACUGAGUUCAUGUAACAGUAUUUACAUUAUUUUGUUAGGAUAUUUAAGGUUUUUUUGUUAUACACCCCACAAAAUGUAUUUACAAAUAAGAUUAAAAAUAGUUUUUAAUAGUUGAGAUGUCAUUUUUAUAACUUCUUUACAUUGUUUUGGCAUUAAGUCAUGCAUGAAGUUUUGUUGACAUAUAUAAUAUAAAAAUUGGGAGUUGUUGACAUCCAACUGAAAAUGUUCAAGUUGUAAUCCCUGUUGUAAUACUUACUACAAUUAGAUAAGUAUAAGAAUUCAGAUACAGACCAAAGGCAUUUUCUUUUCUAGAUAUUCAAAGUCUAAAGCUAAUUUGAAUACACAACAUAAUUAAUAGAUCAUAUUAAACAAUUGUGAAAUAUGUUAUUGAAUAAUGUUUGACUUCACAAGCACUUUGAGAUAAAAUAUAGGACAUACUCCAUUAGUUACAAACCAAUGCAAUCUGAAAUCCUGCAAUCUAUUUGUAAUAAUUCUAAAAGUAUUAAAAAACUGUAUGAACAUUUAUCUAAAGAUAAAAUGAGAUUUUUAUGAUAAUUAACAUUAGACCUGAGCAAUUUGCAUUCAUAACGUAUCUUAUCCCUGAUGUUUGAUUUCAAACACAUGAUUAAUGGUUUUAAUUCAAUCUCUGAGUAUAUGGGGAAUUUAAUGACAUUUCAAACCACAAAAUUCCAUAUUUUUUAAUCCUAAUUUUUUGCCAUUUUCACAAUUUAUUAGCAAUAGGAUACUAGUAUUUAAUAAUCUUGAAUUGGGAGAACGAUCCUACUAAACUUUGAAUGCACCAAACAGGAGGCUCUAUGUUGAACUGUAAUAAAUAGCCUAUGUUUUAAAUAUUCUUUUUCUGUUUGCAAUAAUUAUCAAGAAUAUUACUGUUUGAUUAAUAUUCUGAUAUACAGUAGCUCAGUGGCUCAGUUCUAAUACUUUUUUAUAAUAUUAUUCAAUUAAGCACAAAAUGAGAGUAAUAAAGAUGCUUAAUAAUCAUCCAAGAUUGUUUACCGUAAUACCAAAAUGAAACAGUGAAUUCUAUUGUAUUCUAAUAUUAAGGGAGUUAGUGUACUUUAACAAUGUCUAAAAGUGUAAGUAUAGUUAUUUUAGUUGAAUAUGACAAUUCCACUUAUCACUAUAAUGUUUGAUGGACAGUAUUUAUUAUUUAUGUACUUCUGAAGCUUUCAAGUAAAUAGUUUAAUAAACUGUACAGAUAUUGUACGUUUUAGUAUAAGAUGUAUCGUCUGAUGUUAAUCUUUAUACAUUUUUAUGCCUAGUUUCUUGUCUAUUGUUGUGUGAACAAAUUCAUGAUUGAUCAGUAUUUCUCUGUAAACCAAAUGAUUCGUUGUGAGACAUAUUAUUUAAAUGCGAAUAAGAUGUAUGAUAUUAAGCGUAAAAUAUUGUUAAUACACUGUGAUUUUAA